UGGGAAGAAGCGUACAGCUCUGAGCUGAGAAACUUUGAAGAAGACGAAGAUGAUGUUGGCGACGUUUGGUUUGGUCGUCAGUGUUUGAAAAGAGUCGUUGAAGCUUUGAAGCGUCGUUGGGAUGAUCCAAUGUCACGAUCGGAAGUUUCAGUAUUGGAUUUGGGGACGGGAAAUGGGGUCACUUUAGUUGAACUACGCAAGGCUGGCUUCAAAAAAUUGUCUGGGAUCGAUUAUGUUUCCUCGAGCAUCGAUCUGGCGAAUGCGAUUCUUGUUAAAGAAUUUGGCAUUGAUCACGGGACGCAUUUAUGCUGUAUGGAUUUCAUGAAUGAAUCGGACUUCAAAACAUUAGAAAACGUCCCGUUCGACGUUUGUUUCGACAAAGGAACUUACGACGCCAUUCGACUGAAUCCAGAUUGUUGCGCGCAGAAAACUCCGAAAAUUUAUGCGCAAAAUGUGAAAAAAAUGCUG
Molecule: messenger RNA, 468 nt
Organism: Notodromas monacha
Lineage: Eukaryota; Metazoa; Arthropoda; Ostracoda; Podocopida; Cyprididae
Source: the annotation of a GenBank genome assembly